UGUCCAUUUCUAGACUUGAUGUUCUUGGGUUUUCCUUUAAGUUUGGACAUGGAUGUUUCAGUUUGUUUGAUAAACAUGAUUCCGUUAUUGGUUCUGGAAUUUUUAUGGAUGGUUUAUAUAAACUGAAACUUGAUGUUGAUUUUUCUGCAUCUCUAAUGUGUGUUCAUCAAAACAUUGGAAUUAAACAUGGUGUAGCGAAUGAGAACUCUGCUUUCUUGUGGCAUAAACGUUUGGGUCAUGUAUCCAAAGAAAGAAUGCAAAGGUUGGUGAAAGAUGAGAUUCUUUCGGAUCUAGAUUUUACCGAUUUUGGGUUGUGUGUGGAUUGCAUUAAGGGAAAGCAAACCAAACAUAACAAGAAAGAAGCCAAAAGAAGUAGUAAGCUUCUUGAAAUUAUACACACCGAUAUAUGGGAACGUUACAAAGGUACUGCAGGAAAAGUAGGAAAUUUCGUUAAGGCUGUUAUGAGAAAAUCGAAAACAAAAGCGACCGGCUGCCCUUUUAUGAUAAAAGUCAAACUUGAUGCAACAUCCCAAAAAUUUUGUAUCUCGGUUCCUUUAGAUGACGAGAAGGGGACGCAUAAUCAUGCGUUUGCUGUGAAUCCCGAGGGUCAGCGACAGAUGCGCGGACUCAGCGAUCCAUCCAGAGAGAUUGUCCGUGAUAUGAGUUCUGCUCAGGCAACACCGGCAGUAAUUUUGGCUGCAAUUCAGGAGAAACACCCUGUGGACAACGCGACUAUCCGACAAGUGUAUAAUCAUAAAGCUAAAUUGUGGAAAGAAAAUUUGGAGGGUAGAGAUGUGGCUGGGCAGCUUCUGCAUAUGGCUACAGUCAGCAACUACAUAGGUUACACUGACGUUGAUCCGAACACACAGGCGUUGACACAUGUGUUUAUGUCGCAUCCACAAGCAGCCAGUCUAUUCUGGACAUAUUACUGGUAUGUCGAUAUAGAUUCCACAUACAAAACCAACAA
Molecule: messenger RNA, 967 nt
Organism: Striga hermonthica
Lineage: Eukaryota; Viridiplantae; Streptophyta; Magnoliopsida; Lamiales; Orobanchaceae
Source: the annotation of a GenBank genome assembly